Calliphora vicina (urban bluebottle blowfly) is the source of this 2911-nucleotide messenger RNA. RefSeq lists its product as uncharacterized. Gene Ontology annotation, molecular function: protein binding. The transcript is spliced from 5 exons. The record is from RefSeq and is a predicted model, not a curated record. The coding region runs from base 114 to 2219 and encodes 701 amino acids. Lineage: Eukaryota; Metazoa; Arthropoda; Insecta; Diptera; Calliphoridae.
UUUGUGAGAAGAAGAAAACGCAAAAUACAUAAAAUUACGUUGAAAAAUAUUGUUGAGGAAAUUUUUUAAUUUUUGUUGAAAUUAUACCAUAACAAUAAAUCAGCUAGUUUGCUAUGGAUAAUUUAACGAGAGAUAAAAUUGAAGAUGAUCUGAGCGGGUGCCGGUCAGAAACUGGAAAUAAACGUAAACGGCACUAUUCUUUAACAGAAUCUUUAGAUGAGUCACCAAAAAAGAAAACAGCUACAACAACAUCGGCAAUACCAGAAGAAAACAAUGAAAAUGCAACGUCCAUAACAAAUGGUGAUGGUGGUGCCGAAGAUGAUAAAACACCGCUUGAAUCCAUCAAUAUUGAUAAUGAGGAAGAAUUGCAAUCUCAAUUCUUGUUGGAGGAAUUAUGCGAUGAAGUUUUAUAUGAGAUAUUUAAAUUUUUAGAUACAUGGUCUUUGAUGGCAUUAAUGAAUGUCUGCAAACGUUUUCAAAAAUUUGUUUUGGACAAACGUCUAUGGGAAAACAUAGAUCUUAGUCAAGAGCCUUUGCCUUUGGGUAUUUUAGAAGAUAUGCUGGAACGAUCUCACGAUAAAACUAAAAGUAUUAAACUGAGAGGACCAUCUCCUUCCCAGCAUAUCGAGGGAGAGAUACAACAUUUCAACCAAACUAUACGUAAUUCUCUUACAACAAGAUGCACAAAAUUGGUAACAUUAGAAUUGUAUGGUGUGACGUUGGAUUUUAAUCAGAUUACCUUAAAAGAUUUCCCCCAAACACUUAAACGUUUGAUACUCAACACUUGCAACGUACGUGUGGUCAGUAACAAGUCAUUAUUCACUGGCAUCGAUACGAUUUUAGUUAAUUUAGAAGAACUUGCCAUUGAAAAUAAUUCUUGGUUUGAUCCCUACUACGUAAUGCCUUUAUCAAAACUUCCAUUACUACGCUAUUUGAGUCUAAAAGGAUGUUGGCUAAUGCAAGAGUUCAUACCAUAUGGCAGUAUAGCAGCACGACACGGUUUCAAACAGUUGGAAAUUUUAGAUUUACGUGAUACACCUUUGAAUGAUUCAGAUUUACAGUGUUUCAAUGCUGUGGAGACCUUGAAGGAAAUUUAUUUACAGUGCCCUGAAGAAGAAGAAGAGACCAGUACACAAACUGAUACAUCUUCGGGUACUCGAGACGAUAUAUCCCAUAAUCAGGAAGCACAUUCAGACACAAAUUCAGAUAUACUUACAGAAAUGCCAUCUACAUCCUCCAAUUCAGCAGCAAAUGCAAAUAGUUCAUUAAACUCUGAAACACCUUCUACCUCUCGUUCAUUAACUGGUACGGAUCAAAAUGAGGAUAAACCAGAGAAAACUAAAGAUUCUCUAAAUACGCCGGCAUCGUUAUCUUUCAAUGAUAGUGAAUCUAUGUCGUCGUCAUCAUCAUCCUCCUCAUCUUCAUCGCCCAAGUCUAGUAGUAUUACGGAAAAUAAUGCGGCAGGUCCAAGCUCAAGCUCGACUCCCUCUACUUCAUCCCCAAGUUUUAGUUUAUCACCAAAUAUUGUACCUCUAGUUGGUACAAACGCCCCAGCUCGCAGCCGUUUUCUGCCACGGCCAGAUCACAUUUUUUACUUGAAUGUACGCAAUAGAAUUUCUAUUGAUUGUUCGCACGUAAACGUACGCGAUCACAAUAUUAUAAGACCCUUGCGGCGGCCCCGCCAGUCUCAACAUCAGCAGAACCAGCCACAACAGCAACAACAAUCACCCCCACCCGUUAUCGAACAAAUGAUGCGUCACAAUCUCUUUUGGGAUAUUGUAAAUCCUUUGGGCCGUGUGGUGGGUGUAGGUGGCCCAGAUCGUUUAUUUGGCGAAGAGAAUGGUGCUGAAUAUCACUUAAAUCUAUUCUCAUUAUCCUCGUCCUACCGCCAGCAAUCUCGUGGUACUAUUUCGGAUCGUGGUGUUUGUUGUUUCGGACGCACCCGCCAACCCGUACAACAGGGUGUCGUCUGGAUACGUUUCAAUAAUCGUCCUUUUGAAAAUAGUUUCGAACGUUUUUCUGUACGUGACUAUAAAUCUGUCACAGAUGUAUCGCUGCAACAUUUGGUGCAGUGUUCCCCGCGUCUGAUAUUUUUGGAUGUGAGUGGCACUAGUGUUACCCUAGAUGGGCUGCAACGUUUUAAGGAUUUGAAACCCGAGUGCAAAGUCGUAGCCGAACACUUAUUAGGCGUUACCAAAAGUGAAACAACAGUUUCGUGAAACCGUAUUUAGACAACAAUAAAUGAUCUUUAUAAAAUAAUUGAAAAAUGGAUGGAAUGGAAUAGAGCGAUAAAGCGACAUUUAAAUAUUUUCAACUUUCCAAACAUUUGAUGUAUGCAAGUGUGCGCAGAGCACGCAGGAAAUAUAAGAUAACAGUUUGAUCCGUUAGCUGAAGAUGUUGCUUUGAACAUCAUCCUGGCAUGUGGAACAAGUAAUUUUAAAUAAUUCCUUUUUACUUCUAUAUUAUAUACAUAAAGUACAUUAAAACAAUGUAAAAUAAACUAUUAAUGUAAACAAACAUUUUUAGAGCCAUUUUUAAUAUUAGUUUUACUUUGUCUUAACUGAGUUUUUUUUAGAAAACUUGGAUUAUUUUAUUUGCAAUAAAUAUUUAAAACUCACACUCCCACCCCUAGUACACACACACACACCUCCAAAAUGAUGUCAAUAUUAUUUUUAUUAUUAAUUACUAUUAUAAAGUAACAUGUGUAACUGUUAAAUGUGUUUUAAUUUUAUUGUUAUUUUAUUAUUUUUUAAAUCUAAAAUUUAUUUUUGAAACCGUUACAAAAUCAACAAAAAAAAUUAUGUAAAGUAAUUGGAAGAUGUCCUAAAAUCAAAAUAAUUUCAGAUUUAUGAUUAUAAUUAUAAUAAAGUUUGUAAUCUCUAUAUAUAUGUAUAAUUAGCAUUAAUUUAAA